GUAUCACCCAUCGAUGACAGCCGACUACCAACUUCCGGCUGCAGGCUUCCUGAUCUACACCAUCGAAGCCGUCAAGUCAGAAACACAGAAAUAUUUCAAAGAAAUAUGAGAUCUAGAUGAAGACUUACAGUCUUAGGACACUGUAAGUUGGCACUUGAUUGAAGGUAUAUAUUCACAACAUCACCAUGGCGAUGACAAAAGUGAAGAAGCUCCAGAUGUGGUGUAAAACAAUUGUGGAUGGAUAUCACGAUGUGUCUGUGACUGACAUGACUUCGUCAUGGAAGGAUGGACUGGCAUGCUGUGCAAUUAUCCAUCGCUUCAGACCAGACCUAAUAGAUUUUGAUUCACUUUCCAAGGCCAAUGUUUUUGAGAACAAUCAGUUGGCGUUUGAGGUGGCCGAGACUGAGUUAGGGAUUCCAGCGUUACUUGAAGCGGAGGACAUGGUGGCAAUCCGAGUACCGGACCGACUCAGUGUGGUUACCUAUGUCUCUCAGUACUACAACUACUUCCACAACAAACCACAGUUGGGAGGUCCUGGCGUGAGAAAGGCUGCUUCACUCAAACGACACCAGAGUCCGGAGGAUUUGUCAGGUCCACAACCUAAACGUCUGACACCUCAGAAAGAAAAUGGUGACCAAAAAACGGAGAAAAAGGGUUCUAUCGGUGAUAAGUGUACAAUCUGCCAUGAGAAAGUCUAUUUGAUGGAGCGCCUUAUGGAGAGUAACAAACUCUACCAUCGUACGUGUUUUCGUCAGAGUGACUUGGCUCCCACGAGUAAGAUUUACGCUCGCUCCAAUCCAGGUUCACCUGAUCAACCAAGUUACUGGCAACAGCGAUCAAAGGGUAGUGAAAAGUCUGCUAAUCUUGCUGCUAGACUGAAUGAUUUAAAAAAGAGUACUGCUUCCCCUCAACCAUCAGUAGAUCUCACUAAAAACAAGAUAGACAGCAGCAAAAAUUAUACGCAGCAAAAACCGGUACUGUCUGACAUAGGAUCUCAAAGAACUAACGUGAAAGGUGGAGAGAUCGGCCUGUCACAGGGGCAACUGGAGGAAACCAAAUCGAUGGAUACAAGUCCUUCGUCGACACGGGUCAAGUCCCCAGUGUUGCCCAGGGUUGAACGACCUAUGUCCUCAUGGGGUAAGCCUUUGACCCCACAGGGUAAAUCCCCAGGAUCCCCACGGAGUGAGUCUCCAGUGUCACCAAGAGGAAAACUGAAACCUAGAGCUGUACCAAGGGGCAGUAUCAAAUCAAAAGAUGAUUCCAAACCAGUCAAUAACGAGAAAGAAUCUGUCGCUCUUCCUCCGAGAAAAAAGUCUCCUAAAUCAUCGCCGAUGUCGUCGGGAUCUCCACCUCCAUUACCGACCUCCAUGCCACCUUCAUUGGCUGGGGGGUGCCCGUCUCUGGUACCGGCUAACAUCAAAGGUUCGUCAAAAGAAAUGCAUUCAUCAGCAAGAAGUCCUUCUGAUACAACCACUUCACCCUCAAAGUUCAAAUCUCCAUCAAAUUCUGAAUCUCUUAAGGAAAUCUCAAAACCUGAAAAGAAUCUGAAAACUGGCAGAAAUGUAACAACCACGCCAAUGAAUUCACAAUCUCUGACUGAUCAAAAUUUCAAAAGGAACACUGUUUUAUCUUCCAACAUACAAAAACAGGAUCCCGCAGUAGACAAUACACCACCUCAGAAGCCUCCGAGGUCUCUUCCAAGGGGCACAACUCCUAAAGACAUGGAGCAAGCCAUGAGGCUGUCAGACCAUGAGCUAGUCGAGCCAGGGACCAUAAGGCCACAGAAAGAUAAGAAUGAAAAUGUGCUCAAAGGGCUCCUCAAGAAUCUAGCCAAUAUUCGGGACAAAGAUGAUGGUGCUAAUGUAAAUUCCUCAAAUCAUCGGGGAAAAUUGGCUGAUACCACUAGCAAGACCACUCGCGCAAAUCACAUUGAUCGACCAACCACUGACGCAAAUCACACUGAUCGACCAACCACUGACGCAAAUCACACUGAUUGCCCGACCACUGACGCAAAUCACACUGAUCGACCGACCACUGACGCAUCUCAUACUGAUCAACCAAAAGUGCCUCGUGUGAUGAGAAGGGCCGUAAUACCACCCAGCAAAACGGAGACUGUCAAAUUAACAGAAACAAACAAUACUAAAAUAGAGCCUGCUAAAAAAAACAGUGAGAUCAAAACUGGGAAUGAAAUCAAAUCGGAAAGUAGUGAUCCUCCGUGGAAAAAUCACCAACUCAAGAAAACCAAGGAAGACGGAAAACGGUGUGGUGAUUGGAGAGACGAAGACAAAAAGUAUGGUGGAUGGAAAGAUGAGGACAAAAUCAACAAAAACGUGGACAGAAGUGCUGAUAAAAAAACAAAAAUAGAGCGACCAGCCCGACCAAAGACUCCAGAAAUCAUGUCGAGGAAACAGGUCAAAGGUGUAGUGAGGUCAGCAGAAAACACACAGUCUGGGUCACACAAAUCAAAGGAGAAUAAAAGAGAUGUACCCACAGUAGGGCAGAAAACGGUACAGGAGAGUAGAACAUCUCCAAUGGAACAUUAUACACUGCCAGAAACAGAUAAAAUUGGAAAUAAGAAAAAGAAAAUAGCUGUAAACAUUAAAUUUGAUUUUGAAGAGACUGGUAUAAAAGAAGGUUCUAAAUCGCCCCCUCCACGUCCUCCGCAACCAUCGCCUCACGACAUCAAGGAACCAAGACGUUCCAUAAAGAAACACAAAGAACGAAGCGUUCCUGGAUCUCCGGGUGGCUGGCUUAAGGAUGGAGAUUUCCAGAAGAUGUCACCACUUGAAAUCCAAACUCAACUUGCCCAUAUUGACUCCAAGCUUACAGACCUAGAAGUUCGAGGACGCCAUCUGGAGGACUCGAUUAGAAAAGCUGUUGAGGAGGAUGAGACAAUGAUGAUGGAGUGGUUUCAGAUGGUCAACGAAAAAAAUGAACUUGUGCGGAGGGAGGCCGACUUGAUAUAUGCAUCAAGGACGCAGGAACUUGAGGAUGAACAGCAAGACAUUGACAGACAGAUCAGAGAGUUGCUUGAAAAACCAGAUGGAGAGAAGACAGAAGAAGAGAGACAGGAAGAAGAAUUAUUGUUACAGAAGCUGAUAGAUGUUGUAAAUCAACGCAGUAUCAUCGUGGACAGUCAGGACGAUGACAGGAUCAGAUAUCUGGAAGAAGACCAUGAUAUUGCAGUUGUGCUUGAAUCUAAAGGUUAUGCAAAGAAAAAAGACUUAAAGUGUUGACGGAAUGUGUAGAUCAGAACCAGGAUCUCUGUGUAGAUCAGAACCAGGAUAUCUGUGUAGAUCAGAACCAGGAUCUCUGUGUAUAUCAGAACCAGGAUCUCUGUGUAGAUCAGAACCAGGGUCUCUGUGUAGAUCAGAACCAGGAUGUCUGUGUAGAUCAGAACCAGGAUCUCUGUGUAGAUCAGACCCAGGAUAUCUGUGUAGAUCAGAACCAGGAUCUCUGUGUAGAUCAGAACCAGGAUAUCUGUGUAGAUAAGAACCAGGAUAUCUGUGUAGAUCAGAACCAGGAUGUCUGUGUAGAUCAGAACCAGGAUAUCUGUGUAGAUCAGAACCAGGAUGUCUGUGUAGAUCAGAACCAGGAUGUCUGUGUAGAUCAGAACCAGGAUAUCUGUGUAGAUCAGAACCAGGAUCAAUCAUCUUCUAUAGACUACUAGAAACAUUCCAUUUCACUUCACUUUUUUACUGUAUUUUGUUAUAAAUAGGUAAAGGGACCAAAUACCCUCCUUUCUAGUAAGUAAGUUACGCAAGUGUGUGCUAGAAUCAAAACUACUUUUCCUGAGUGGAAAAUGUAAUAUGGUGCUUUAUCUGCGAAUACUCCCGCUGGUAGGGAUAUGUACAGUUGAUUAUUUCUGUUAUUGGUUCAAUUGUUAUGUCAGAUUAUUGUCUGCUAGGACAUUAUUUGUAACUACCACAAACUGUUUGAUGGUAUCACAGAUGUAAAGGGUUGAUAAUGUACUGUGAUUAGUUCCCGAUGGCCAUAUACUGUUAUACUUGCCAGAUUUUAUUGUUAUCAGUGACAAUGAUGCCUAAUUUUGUGUCAUAUUUGUACCCCGCCACAUGAAGCUACUAUUGCCAUAUCUAACUAUAUAUCUCUCCACAAAAUGAAGAAAUAGGUCUAUUUUUUGUCUGUCUGUACAUUCCGUAAAUAUAACAUCUAAUCAAACUACCUGGUGUCUAUAAUUCUGUAGUAGAUACCUCAACAAUGUGAAGUGAGGGGUAUUAUGUUUUGUCUGUCAAAAUGUCUGUAAUUAUAAUAUCAUAUCCCCGCACCACAUUAGGAAUGGGUGAUAUGUCUGUCCGUCCAUCGUUCUGUCCGCCUGUCUGUCCGUAUGUUAUUAUGAGAUAUUCCCCCAUUACGUAAAGAGGUAGUAUGUCCGUCUGUCUGACCAUAAAUCUGUUAUUAUAAGAUAUUCCCCCAUUACGUGAAGUGAGGGUUAUUUUGUUUUGUCUGUCUGCCACAUGUUGUCCUUACAUAUCACUAUUAUUCAGUGACAAACUACAAAACUUCCCAACUCAAAUCUGCGACAAAUGAAGGGCAUGAAUACUUUGUGGCUACGGGGUAAAAAUUAUCAUUCCAUAGAACAAGAUUGUAGAGAGCUGUUAUGAUUUAUAAGUUUUACUUACCAUAUAUAUAUAUAGAUCUGAUGUUUGGCCUAUGUAAUAAACAGGUUCAUUGUUUAA
This is a messenger RNA of Pecten maximus, 4697 nucleotides long. RefSeq names its product MICAL-like protein 1. The coding region runs from base 186 to 3236 and encodes 1016 amino acids. Gene Ontology annotation, molecular function: protein binding. The record is from RefSeq and is a predicted model, not a curated record. Lineage: Eukaryota; Metazoa; Mollusca; Bivalvia; Pectinida; Pectinidae. The transcript is spliced from 12 exons.